GCGCAUGCGUUUAAACAUGUUUUCAUUUGCGACAAGAUGGCGCAUGCAUUCAGGUUCCUACGACGAUGAACAUGAGUACUGUUUACACAGUGUUUUCCUGUCUGCAAGCCAAGAUUAUUCUAAUAAGUUUCUAAAUCUUUCCCAUAUCUAAUUACAAGCACAAGGGGAGUAGUCAAUUGUGUCAACAGAUUCAAUUAAAAUGUCUGCUGACGAAGACACAGAGCUUCGAGAUCUUGUCGCUCAAACUCUUGAAACUAACGGAACUUUAGGAAAGAUACGGGCCCAACUGCGAGCCAGCGUGUUCCUAGCUCUCGAGGAUCAAGAAAAUGGCCAGAGCAAAACUCCCUUCUUAAACAAAGGGCUGCGAAGCUUUUUAUCCACAAAGGAAGGUCAGCUCACAGCCAGUCUUGUACAGGAAUUCCUAGAAUUUUUUAACCUGGAGUUCACCCUGGCUGUGUUCAAACCUGAGAUUGGCUUGAAUGAGCAAAUGAAAAGAACUGAGCUGAUAAAAGAUUUGAACUUGAAUAAUACGACUGCACCCCCAAACGCACCACUUAUUACCUGCUUGCUGAAGAAUGACGGGCAAACAAAUCAGCACAGAUCGUCUGUUGGAGCCGGAGAUCAUAGCCAUAUAUCAGGGAGUGAAUCUCACAGGGACCUUUCUGAAAAACAGAUCUCAGAUGCAAGGGAAAAGUUUAAUUUCUAUGAUAAGGAUCACAGUGGUGCCAUUGACAAGGAUGAAUUACGAGAACUUUUUCUCGACAUGUUUCCGAACUUUCAUCAGAACAUGCUAGAGCGUUACGUUAAUGAUGAAUUCAAAGCUACAGACAAAAAUUUCAGCAGCUCAAUGUAUUCACUGACACCUAAAGCGAUUGAUUUUGAUGAAUUCCUGGGCAUGUACAAGCGCCUGUUCCUACUGUGCCGAACUGUGGUGUCUGGGGAUGUGGCAGACAUUGUUUCCCCCUCGCAUAAACCUGGCACAAAGUCUCAGCAACAGCUGCCAUCUCAGAGCAGCCAAGUCCAAGGCAAGGUCAACCCCCCAGCCUCUUCCAACAGCGACGCGAACAAUGCAGCAAGGAAAGCGGAUGAGAAUCUCGGUGCUGAUCGACUGGGGAGCGACAUUGAGGAAGAUCCGUUCUUUGAUGACAUCCCCACCUCAUCUGUACAGUUUAGCACCCUCUCCAAUUAUAUCACAGCUCCGUCAAGACGAUCAUUCUUAAGUGAAUUAGAAAAGAACAAGGAAAUGCAGGCAGAACCCAAAGAGAACGGAGAUAGCAAGCAAGCCAAAGACAAACCAGCUGGAAGUGGAAUGAGUUCUCUGGAUGGCCUCCCCUCCCUCAGUCCCGGUCGUGGCUCGGGAAUGGGUUCGUUAGCCGGUGCCCCUCCGCUGGGUCGACCGAAAUCUCCGGUUGAUGAUCCUAAUGAUUCGGAUGUAGAUAAAAAUUUGAGAGAAAUUGACAAGCGCAUGAAAGACUUUGGUCUAGAUUCUCAAAAUGAUGACUUCGAGUAUGAAGACGAUUUCAGUCCAGAGCACAGCUUGAGCCAGAAAACUCCAGGGAACUCCAAGUCUGCCGCCAAACCAGAGAACGGCAGCGUAGCAGAGGAGAUUGACGAUGAGGAGAUUGAUGAGGACAUCUCAAUAGAGGCUGAUGAUUUACUCAACAGCGAAAAGAGCGGGUUUGAUGACCUGACCACAGACCGCAGUAUUUCUCAAGCUGACGGAGGAUUCGACUACAUGGAAGACCCCACCUUUUGAAGGAAUGAUCAAGUGGAAAGACAACUGAUCAACUGCUGAAUGUAGUUCUUUAUCCAUGGUUGAACUGCUUUGUGUUGAUAGAAAGGGGUG
Aplysia californica (California sea hare) is the source of this 1846-nucleotide messenger RNA. Its product is annotated as centrosomal protein 43. The record is from RefSeq and is a predicted model, not a curated record. The transcript is spliced from 17 exons. Gene Ontology annotation, cellular component: centrosome. Gene Ontology annotation, biological process: microtubule anchoring. The coding region runs from base 200 to 1756 and encodes 518 amino acids. NCBI's taxonomy places the organism in Eukaryota, Metazoa, Mollusca, Gastropoda, Aplysiida, Aplysiidae. Gene Ontology annotation, molecular function: calcium ion binding; protein binding.